GCUACUUCCGGUUGUAGCAAACCAGAGCGUUGUGCGCCUGUUAGUGUUUUAUUGUGUGUUUUUCUGCAACGUUGCUGCUAUAUAAAGUACACAUUGGCACCAGGGAUGCAACAAACAUGUUUAACUACCAUCGUUUGGGACAGAUCCGCCUCCUGCGUUUUUAAAUCUUAUCCCGCUUAGCUUAGCUCGCUAACGGCUAACAAAGAGGCGAGGAACUGAGAACACGAGGAGGAACUUUCUGGAACAAAAGAGCAGGAAGGAGCGAUGACGUCAUCUCCUGGACGCUCUUUUCAACAAGCAGCCACACAAACAAUGGACACCAGGCCUACAGAAAGUUCCAGUGAAGGAGAGCAGGAGGAGCCACAGCCCCACUACAUUAAAAAUGAAGAGGAGGAACACAGAAUCAGCCAGGGGAGGGUUGAAGGACUGGAGGGGUUCCCGUUGAUUCGUGUCAUCGUGAAGAGUGAAGAUGAUGAGGUCAAAGGUGAAAGUGAGGAGAAGAGAGAGGUGGAGAGACCAAGCGGCAGCUCAAGUCACCACAUGACAACAGAAGGCGACGGAAACCACUGUGGAGGAUCAAAAGCAGGCAAGAUCUCAGCUCCACUGUCAGAUAGUGAGGACACAACAUCGCCCUCCCCUGACACUGAUGAUGAAGAAUCUAAAGCCGAUCAGACGUCUCAAGCUGACAACACACACUUCAAAUGUUUGCAAUGUGACAAAACUUUUGUCAACAAGAGAAACUUGUCGAGACAUAUGAGAUCUCACACUGGACAAAAAACAUUCAUCUGCUCAUUCUGCGGUCAAGGGUUCUAUGAGAACGCACAUCUGGUAAUACACACCAGGAGACACACGGGAGAAAAACCCUUUCCCUGCUCAGUCUGCAACACCAGUUUCCGUGUCCGUCCGUUGUUGAUUAAGCACAUGAGAACGCACACUGGGGAGAAACCUUUCACCUGCUCAGUGUGCGGUCGAAGGUUUGCUCAAAAGGGACAGUUGUUAACGCACACACAAACACACACGGGCGAGAAACCUUUUACUUGCUCGUUGUGCGGUCAAAGGUUCUCCAGGAAGGGAAAUUUGAGGACACACACAACAACGCACACUGGAGAGAGGCCAUUUUCCUGCUCGGUCUGCAACACCAGCUUCCGGGUUCAGUCGGGGCUGGCGCAACACAUGAAGACGCACACCGGGGAGAAACCUUUUGCCUGCUUGGUUUGUGGCAAGCGAUUUGCUCAAAAUACAAACUUGAUAACGCACACAAGAUCGCACACCGGGGAAAAACCUUUUACUUGCUCAAUAUGCAGCACAAGUUUUAGCUAUCAUUCUUCACUGAAUAAUCACAUGAGAACGCACGCUGCUAAAAGUGAUUAGCUGCAGUGUGGAGGACUUGGAGGUAUGACUCAUAAAAGUGAUUAUCGUAUUUCCUUGAAAUGCCGCCGGGGCGCUAAUUAAUUUCAAACCUCUUCUCACGCCGGCGUUUACCAAAGGCAUUGCGGCAAAGGCAAGCAUGCGCUAAUUAUUUUAAAAUAUCUUCUCACUCCGCCGCUUACCAAAGGCAUGCGGUAAAUUUAGGCCUGCGCUUAUAAAUUUGAGUGUGAUGUAAGGAUACCAUCAUGAAAAUCACAUUUACUAAAAAAAAACAUUAUUAUGAUCUUAUUAUGGGGCGGUAUAGCUCGGUUGGUAGAGUGGCCGUGCCAGCAACUUGAGGGUUCCAGGUUCGAUCCCCGCUUCCUAGUCACUGCCGUUGUUUCCUUGGGCAAGACACUUUACCCACCUGCUCCCAGUGCCACCCACACUGCUUUGAAAAAAAAUGUAACUUAGAUAUUGGGUUUCACUAUGUAAAGCGCUUUGAGUCACUAGGGAAAAGCGCUAUAUAAAUAUAAUUCACAAGCGCUUUGAGUCACUAGAGAAAAGCGCUAUAUAAAUAUAAUUCACAAUUCACUUUACUUAUAAAGGAAGUCCAUGCGCAGCUCCUUCUGAUCAAAAGCAUCAAUAACUUGUUUAUAGAAGUCUUCCUUAUCUUUCUUCAGUUUUAAAAGUCUCUCUGUCUCGAUGGAGAUCUUCCUUUAUUACCUCCUGCUUCGAUUGAAAGUCCAGUUUAGAAAAGUGUUUUAUUUUAGAUAUGUAAUCCUCCAUGUUAAAAGUGCAAGCGAGAGGAAAAAAUAAAGGAUCGCUGCUCACUCUUGCUGCUUGUUGUCACUUCUUCUGCAGCCGAGUAGUCGCAAGAAGGAUCACUAGCGCCCUCUACCACCAGGAGGCGGGAGUCAUUUAAUGACUCAUAUUUGACACACGCAGCUACGGUAUAUUAAUAAAACAUAGCAGCUUACUGUUCUUUUUAGCAUAUUCAAUAGCUUGGACCUUAAAUCCUACUAAAUAGCUCUUAAUCUUCUUCCCUUUAUGCGAUUUCAAAUGAUUGAAAUCAGCUUCUUCCAUUUUGAAAAUGAUGACAGGUGAAGUGUCACUCGUGACGUGACGAGUUUGACCCGGCGGAAAUUCUAGAUGUGCGCUAAUAAAAAUAAUAUUUUGCAAAACGAGUUGGACCUGGCAGUAAUUCUAGGCAGGUGCAUACUAUAAACCCGGCGGCAAUUCAAGUAAAUACGGUAGCUGCAGUGUGGCGGACAUGACGGUAUGACUCAGGCGCUGAGGUGGUGAAGUACAACCACAGGGUAUGUUUGUGUAUUUUACAAUGAUGUCACUAUAUUUUGGUUAACCUGUGUUGUAGCCCUCAGUUAAUUCCUGUGUUACUCUCGUUAUGCAUGAAAGACUCGCACUUCGGUUUUCAUUAGAAAUCCAUUCGGUUUGGAAAGGAAAACCAAAAAAAUGAUUCCUGGAAGAAAUAUUAUACAAAAGCCUAAAGCAGUGAAGUUGUCACGUCGUCCAUUCAUCCAUUUUCUACCGCGUAUCCCUUUCGGGGCCGCGGGGGCUGCUGGAGUCCAACUACAAUUGGGCGGAAGGCAGGGUACACCCUGGACGUGUUGCCACAUCACCGCAGGGCCAACACAGAUAGACAGACAACAUUCACACACUAGGGACCAUUUAGUGUUGCCAAUCAACCUAUCCCCAGGUGCAUGUCUUUGGAGGUGGGAGGGGCCUAUCCCCAGGUGAAUGUCUUUGGAAGUGGGAGGGGCCUAUUCCCAGGUGAAUGUCUUUGGAAGUUGGAGGAAGCCGGAGUACCCGGAGGGAACCCACGCAGUCACGGGGAGAACAUGCAAACUCCAACAGAAAGAUCAGGAUCGAACCCAGGACCUUCGUGUUGUGAGGCAGACGCUCUAGCCCCUCUUCCACCAUGCUGCCCGUUGUCACCUUGUGUAAAUGCUAAAUAAAAAGAGAAUACAAUGA
Messenger RNA from Nerophis ophidion (straightnose pipefish), 3339 nucleotides. RefSeq names its product gastrula zinc finger protein XlCGF17.1-like. Gene Ontology annotation, cellular component: nucleus. The transcript is spliced from 2 exons. Gene Ontology annotation, molecular function: RNA polymerase II cis-regulatory region sequence-specific DNA binding; DNA-binding transcription factor activity, RNA polymerase II-specific. The coding region runs from base 265 to 1371 and encodes 368 amino acids. The record is from RefSeq and is a predicted model, not a curated record. Lineage: Eukaryota; Metazoa; Chordata; Actinopteri; Syngnathiformes; Syngnathidae. Gene Ontology annotation, biological process: regulation of transcription by RNA polymerase II.